CGGCUCUCCUUCAACAACACCCACCAUGUCAUCGCUUUUUGGAAAUCUUGGGGGCGGGGGCCAACCUUCGUCUGGGGCGUCAUCUACCCCCAAGCCGCUCUUUGGCACUGCUGCCACCAGCACCAACCCGUUUCCCAGUCUCAGUGCCUCAACGAGUGGGCCAUCUGGCACGUCACAACCAGCAAGCUCAAGCGGCUUGGGAGGAAGCCUUUUUGGAGCGAGUACCGCAAAGACGACAGCGCCGGGGACAGCGAGCACAACAUCAUCUCUAUUCCCCGCCGCAAGCUCUCAAGCGCAAACCGGCGGCCUGUUUUCGACGCCCGCUAGUAAACCAGCACAGCAAUCGACCACGGCCAAUCUACUAUCAAACCUAGGACAAACGGCCGCACCGGGACAGAGCUCGUUCUUCUCUACCCCCGCCACGCAGCCACCACAACAACCGCAACCAGGUGGCCCCCUGUCUCAGACCAGCAACGUAGCGGGUCGCUCUGCACACUUCGACCAUCUGCUUGAACGCGGCAGGAAGCGCAAUGCUGGGGAGAAUGGCCUCAGUAGCUUCGACGAGCUGCCCUCUCUGCAGCUGGGCCUGGGGGAUAUUGCCCGGAAGGUCCGCAACCUUGGGGCUGGUGGACCUUCAGCAGACCUCGUGCAGGAUCGUGCAGCACACUACCUUCUCUCUGCCUCGGGCGUCAAGAUGGGCAGCACCCUCCGAGACCUAAACCAAUUCACCACGCAAGCGGGACUCAGUACGGCCGGACCAGCUACCAACAUUCUAGAUACGGACGUCGAUGGCUACAUCUCGAAUCUUCACUCACAAUCUACCCUGGCCAUGAUACAAGAAGGCCUGGAGCAGUCGAAGCGAGAUUUUGACACGUUCCUGGAAGAGAAUGUUCAAAUCGAGUGGGAUGCACAGCGGAAACGAAUAUACGAGCAUUUUGGCUUGGGGAAACAGAGCGAGGACAUGGCCGCUUCACAGGCCACGUUCGGAAGCUCAGCUGUGCGUGGGGCAUUUGGCAGACCCACCCGUAAAGGUCGGUCAAUGGGUGCGAAGGGAGCGUCAACGAAUGGAGCUACUUUUGGUGCGUCUGGGGCACAGCCCGUCAUUGGCUCUGUUUUCUCGCCGUAUCAGAAGAAAGAGCUCGCUGGUCAAGAAUUUCUUGACAAGUCGGCCGCAGGACAAGUCGGUCCCACGGAUCGAUUCAUGCGUGACAAACAAGAAAAAUUCAUGGAAAAGGUCAAGGAACUGAAUGUGGCGAGGCUUGAGGACAAUCCAUUCCCUGUUCUGCAUGCCUUCUCCGAAGUGGAGGCACAGUCGGGGGCAGAGAAUACAGACCAUUUCAUAAAUGCCUACGCAGCUCUCAUCUCUAUCACCGGCGAGAAUAGAGAUCCAAAAGGAGCAAAUGUCGCAUCAAACCCGAGGGAACGUGGCUUUGCUCAAGAAUAUCUUGAUGAUCAGCCCAAUUCAGCAAGUAGUGUCAGGACCCGGAAGCGGAUUCUUGAUGGUUCCCGAAAGUUCCUAGAGAAGAAAUUCUUAGAUGAAGUUGACGUUGCCGUACGGAAACAUGCUCGCGAGGCCCAGAUCGGUGGCAUUCCAUCACUAUUGAGCAGGAUUCGUGGCUAUAUCAGAGUCAAAAUGGCGUUCAAAGAGCUUGGUACGGACACAGAACAGCUGCAGAGGAUUGGUGGUGAAGGGGAGGAAUUCCCCUGGGUCAUUGUCUUUUAUCUGCUUCGGGCUGGCUUAACCGCCGAUGCCGCUCAAUAUGUGCGUGAUAAGAAGAACUUCUUCCAAAAUAACGACAGGAACUUCCAGGCCGCGAUUAGCUUCUACGCAAGCGACCCAGACCGACGCCUCAGCCCCGAACUACAGCAAAAGAUCAACCAUGUAUACGCCCAGCGUGCCCGAAUAGCACCAACCAACGAUCCCUACCGUAUGGCAUGUUACAAGAUCAUUGGUCGUUGCGAGAUGUCCCGCCGAAAUCUUGAGCCGCUAAAGGAGUCUAUGGACGACUGGGUGUGGCUUCAAUUCAACCUUGCUAGAGAAGGUAACCGCGCUGAGGAAAAUGCUGGCGAAGCUUUCGGUUUAGAGGAGCUACGAGCUACAAUUAGCGACAUUGGCCAACGGCAUUUCAUGUCUGGUCCAUCAGAGGCUGCUGGUGGAUUCGGAGUCUAUUUCUACCUGGCUACGCUUGCUGGAAUGUUUGAACAGGCGGUCAAUUUCCUCUAUCAACACGCCUAUGUCUCUGCUGUCCAUUUUGCAAUCGCAUUGGACUAUUACGGAUUACUACGGGUGUCUGAUUGGAGUAGCGCUGGAUUGGAAAUUCUCACUCACACUACACGACAAUUGCCCCAACUCAACUUUGGAAGGGUGGUUGGCUUUUAUACCAGAGAUUUCCGCGCCGCUCGCGCCGAUGCUGCCGCCGAGUAUUUGAUAUUGAUAUGCCUCAAUGCAGAUCUUGCCGGUGAGGCAGGCAAACAACAAGCUUCCCUUUGCCACGAAGCACUCCGCGAGCUUGUCCUUGAAACGCGAGAAUUCACCACUCUCUUGGGAGAUGUCAAAGCCAACGGACAGAGCACUCAGGGCCUAAUCCAGGAACGUGUCCCAUUGAUCAAGCUCAGCGACGAUGCCGCCUUGCUCAACGUAAUCAUCUCGGAAGCAGCCAAGAUGGCUGAUGACAACGGACGCACCAAUGAUGCUGUUCUCUUGCGCCACCUUGCCGGCGAAUACGAUGGUGUAGUAGUGAUCCUGAAUCGGGCUCUCUCCGAAGCUCUUUCCGUAGACCUUGGUCAGGAACCCCUUCGCCUCGAGCCGCUAAAGCCACGCAUUGCAGGUGCCAACCCCGAACCUCAACCCGACCUCACAAACUCAAGCCUGAGCUUGUUGGGCACAGACGAUCCUGUCACGUUGGCUAGGAUGGUCAUGGGUUUGUACGACAACAACGCCCUGUGGUGGAGCGAGGUCGCCAAAGAGAACCGCGAUGCGCUUCGCAUACUAUACCUGCUGAACGACGCCAAGAAGGUUAUUGAACAGAGGCGCUUCAUGGAAGCUCUAGAUAUCAUCCAAUCCCUUGACGUCCUUCCCCUCAAUGCCGAAGGCUCCCUGCCACUCAUCCGCACCUCAGCCAACAACUUCUCACAAUACCCACCCGAAAUCGCUCGCAAUAUCGGAAACGUUCUGUUGUGGUGUAUCGGUUGCUGCAGCCGCCACCGAGAGAUCUUGCUCAGUGGCCAGUGGGAGGAUCCAACCAGGAAGGCUCUUGCCGAUAUGUUGCUUCAGAAAGCGAAGGACUUGAUGGUGUUUGCCGGGCUGAUUCGGUAUAAGUUGCCACCGAGGGUGUUUGAGACGUUAGCGAAGGAAGGGCAGGAUGCAGGGGUUUAUUAGAGGAGUAUUGGGGGUUGGUGGCCAGUUGUGCGAUGGAGAUUUGGAGGCGAGGGAGGGGCAUGCUAAUCUCCAUCUUGGCGAAAGUUGAAGAGGAUAAUGCAUGGGCAUGCACUAUUUUGGCAUGAAAAUAAGCCGAGCAUCUUGAAGGCAUUGCGGGUUUGAUACCAUUGACAUUCAGAGUUUGCCCGCGCCGUGGAUAGAUAUAUCAUAGUAUUUUUUGUCG
Molecule: messenger RNA, 3602 nt
Organism: Lindgomyces ingoldianus
Lineage: Eukaryota; Fungi; Ascomycota; Dothideomycetes; Pleosporales; Lindgomycetaceae
Product: NIC-domain-containing protein
Exons: 5
Coding region: 26-3379 (1117 amino acids)
Biological process (GO): poly(A)+ mRNA export from nucleus; protein import into nucleus
Cellular component (GO): nuclear pore
Molecular function (GO): structural constituent of nuclear pore
Source: RefSeq, a predicted model, not a curated record